Molecule: messenger RNA, 501 nt
Organism: Vicia faba (fava bean)
Lineage: Eukaryota; Viridiplantae; Streptophyta; Magnoliopsida; Fabales; Fabaceae
Source: the annotation of a GenBank genome assembly
AUGGCUACUGGACAACUAUUCUCGCGCACUACACAAGUUCUGUUUUAUAACUACAAGCAGCUUCUCAUACAGCAAAUGCUUAAUUUUGACUUCCUUUGUGGAAGGGAAACACCAUCAGUUGCUGGAAUAAUUAAUCCGGGUUUUGAGGGAUUUCAAAAACUCUUUUUUUGGAUUGCUACUGCAUCAUCCUUGUCUACUUUGAAGCAGCCUACAAUUAGAGUUGUGGCUAUUAUUGUUGAAGGAGUACCCGAGUCAGACACUAAGGAAUUGAUUGCAUAUUCUCGGGCGAACAAUAAGGUUGUAAUUGGCCCAACCACUGUUGGAGGCAUUCAAUCUAGGGAUUUUAAAAUUGGUGAUACAGCUGGAAUAAUUGACAAUAUAAUCAAUUGCAAGCCUUGUUCAGGAUCUUCCAAUGGAAACAAGAACAAAAAGUUACUGACUCUGAUAUGGGGUCAGACUCAACAAGGUUCAACUAGACAUACAGAAGAUGCAGGAGCGUGA